Cicer arietinum (chickpea) is the source of this 2009-nucleotide messenger RNA. Its product is annotated as aldehyde oxidase GLOX. Lineage: Eukaryota; Viridiplantae; Streptophyta; Magnoliopsida; Fabales; Fabaceae. The record is from RefSeq and is a predicted model, not a curated record.
UUAAUAAAGCCAAACCUAUACACUCUCGCACCAACACCAUUGCAAUUCUCACACAAAGACUUAUUAUUCCUAAACCAAAUGACUCAUUCACUUUUUCUCAAUAUUCUUUUUUUUCCACUUAUUAUUAUUAUCAUAACCACCGUCACUCUUCCAUCUCCGGCUGAAUCCGGCAGUGGACAAUGGCAACUCUUACAAAAAAACAUCGGCAUUGUAGGCAUGCACAUGCAGUUACUCCACAACGAUCGUGUUGUCAUUUUCGACCGUACAGAUUUUGGCUUAUCAAACUUAUCUUUACCUAAUGGUAGAUGUCGCAUUAAUCCACAAGAACAAGUCGUUAAAACUGAUUGCACUGCUCAUUCUCUUGAAUACGACGUCGUUUCCAACUCAUUCCGACCACUCUUCGUUCAAACCAACGUUUGGUGUUCUUCAGGUUCCGUUUCCCCUGACGGUAAAUUAAUCCAAACCGGUGGUUUCAACGACGGUGAUCGUACCGUUAGAAUCUUCAAUCCAUGUUCUUCAUGUGAUUGGCAAGAAUUCAAUGCUUCACUUGCAGCUAGAAGAUGGUAUUCUACUAAUCAUAAUCUUCCAGAUGGAAGACAAAUUAUUAUCGGUGGAAGAAGACAAUUCAACUAUGAAUUUUAUCCAAAAAAAGAAUCAACAGCGAAAAACACUUACAGUUUACCUUUUCUCGUUCAAACAAACGACGCUGGUGCUGAGAACAAUCUUUACCCUUUUGUUUUUCUCAAUGUUGAUGGAAACCUCUUCAUCUUCGCAAAUAACCGUGCUAUUUUGUUUGAUUAUAACAGCAACAAUGUUGUUAAAACAUAUCCGGUAAUACCAGGUGGAGAUCCUCGUAGUUAUCCUAGUACUGGUUCCGCCGUUUUGCUUCCUUUGAGUAAUUUACAAAAGUAUCCUUCAGUUGAAGCUGAGGUUAUGAUUUGCGGUGGAGCUCCCAGAGGUUCUUUUCAGAAAACUUUAAAUGGUACUUUUAUCGGAGCUUUGAAUACAUGUGCUCGGAUUAAAAUAACCGACCCGAAUCCGAAUUGGGUAAUUGAAACUAUGCCGGGAGGAAGAGUUAUGAGUGAUAUGCUAUUACUCCCUAACGGCAACGUUUUGUUAAUUAACGGAGCGGCAAUGGGAUCAGCUGGUUGGGAAUCGGGUCGAAACCCGGUUUUGAAUCCAUUUCUUUAUAAACCGAAUGAACGGGUCGGGUCAAGAUUUCAGUUACAAAAACCAUCGGGUAUUCCACGAAUGUAUCAUUCCACUGCCGUUUUGGUUCGUGACGGUAGAGUACUUGUUGGUGGGAGUAAUCCUCACAUUGAUUACAAAUUUAACAAUAAUGUGUUGUUUCCAACGGAAUUAAGAUUAGAAGCAUUUUCACCAUCGUAUUUAGAGGCAGGAUUGGAUGAUGUGCGUCCAAAGAUGGUGUUUCCUGCACCCCAAUCACAAACUAAAUUGAAAUACGGUCAGAAAUUGAAGGUUCGGUUUCAAGUGAAGGCAACAUUGGUGAGAAAUUCGGUUUCUGUUACAAUGAUUGCACCGCCUUUUAACACACACUCAUUCUCCAUGAAUCAGAGACUGUUGGUGCUUGAAAUGAAAUUGCAAAACAAUACUGUUGGAGAAUCAACGUAUGAAAUUGAGGUAACAACACCAGGUUCAGCUAUUCUUGCACCACCUGCUUAUUAUUUACUAUUUGUGGUCCACCAAGAAGUUCCAAGCCAGGGUGUUUGGGUCCAAUUAGUGUGAAAUUUUCUUUCUUUUCUAAAUUAUUAAAUUGGUGUUUUGAAUGUCAGUGAACAUAUAUAGAUAUAUUUGUAGAAGAGCAUUAAAUUAAGUUGGAAAAAUAAAAAUCAAAUAAACUACAGUAUGUUGUAAUUUGAGAAGAGGGAAAGAAGUUGGUCAAUAUUGAUGAAUGAAAUUAAAUGCUAUAGCAGAUAGCAGUGGUAGUACUUUCAUUUUUAACAAUUCGUAUGUUAUAGGAGUACUCCGGUGUGUAUGUUUGUUUGUUU